AGUGCAUAGAGAGAGUACAAACUGGGUCAUUGUAAAAGUGUGGUUUUAUCGUGAAUCAAGAGGGAAGUCUGAAAUGUUUGGCUUUAAGGGAUUUUUGCUGUUUUCGUGUUGUCUGGCUUCAUCAUUUUCGGAAUAUUUAGUAGAUGCUGAUUUUUCUUUACUACAAGAGGACAACAACUUUUUUCACGAACGAUUUAAAAGAGCACUUUUUAAACGAGGCAGCAACCCAAAUGAAUGUAGUAUACCAAUGUGUAAAAAAGUGACAGCCGAAUUGCUGUUGUCUAUGGAUCAUAAUGCCGAUGCAUGUGAAGAGUUUUUCGAGAUGAUUUGUGGAAACCAAGUAGCAGAGAGAGGUUUUACAAGUGAUAGUUUCGAGACGUUGGAAUAUUAUUUGAAUAACAAAGUUACGUAUACAUCCGAAAAGUAUUUGCAAGAUUUUAAGAGGUUUUAUGACAGCUGUUUACGAUAUUCUCUGGAUUUUGGUUAUCUACGUAAUUUAGAUUUCAUUGCAACUCCAGCAAUAAACGAUUUAACUCAAGUUUUUGUGGAGGCCAUUUUGACACAGUCAAUGCCGUUUUUGGAUAUUGGACUGGAUAUUGAUGCUAAUGAUGAGAGUUAUACAUUUGUGUUAACAUUACCAGGUGUGAGUUACCUUAAAACUCACACAAAUGGGUGGUCAGUUUUUGAAGAAGUUGAACGAGAAUGUUUGGAAGAAGCUCAAAACUCUGUAGGAGCUAAGACUGUUGAUUUAGAACAAAUGUAUUCCAAAUACGUAAAGUGCAAACGAGUCGUUUUAUUAAAAUAUGCUGAAGAAUUUGAAGCCGUUAUGAAACUUACUAACAAAAUGAGCGACAAUGAGGCCUAUUUAGAAGAACUAAUUAGGUUGUAUCAGAAAUUUCAAUUACCGCAGGAGAUAAUAAGAACUAAACAGGUUGAAAAAACCUUUGUGUCAGUAAACAUUAAUGAUCUAGAUAAGAAGUAUGGUUUAAUAGAUUGGAAAACAUUUUUUGACAAAUUAGUUAAUAAUCAAACAAUUACUGGAACCGAAAAAGUGUUGGUAGCGUUUCCUGAUUACUUUCGAGCUGUAUUUGCAGAAUUUAAAAAAAUGGAUCAAAGCAAACUGGUCAAUAUGUUUCAAGAAUUCACAAGAUUUCAACUAUACCGAGCAUUUGCCGUUUCACGAAGAACAGAUAACAGAGAAAUGUACUGCAUGAGUUUAGCUCACGAAAUAAUGCCAGAUAUUGUAUCAGACAUUGUCUACGACCUCAACCCUGCCAAGAAAAUUUUUUUCUCCGUGUAUCAAGCAAACAAAAUAUUUUCUGAUCUAAAAGAUGCCUUAAAACAAUCCAUUGAGGAUUCAACUUUGGAUGAUACCUCGAAAGAGAAAUUCGGAAAGAAACUUGAACGAUUAAAUUUGGGACUUAUAUCAGUCGGUGACAAAAAUACUACUAGGGAUAACUAUAGAUAUCUAAAAGUUAGAGCCGAUUUCCAAGAAAACUUGAUGUCUCUGUUAAAAAAUUACAGAAAGUUUAUAUAUAGCUUUGUGGGACAUAAUUCAACGGCGGCGUCUCUACUGAACUUUUUUGUAAGUCCAUUUUCCAAAAGACCAGAGUCAUUUUACUCCAACGAUGCAAUAGUGUUGCAUCCAACUGUUUAUAAAUAUGUUCCAAGUGGCCUUCCAGAACAUAUUCGUGUAGCAAAAUUGGGAUUCUUUUUAGCGCAAGAAAUAGCAAAACAUUUUGAUCCUAUUGGACGACUGUUUAUGACAAAUAAUUUAAAAUCGAAUGACGAUUUUUAUGAUGAUUUAGUUAAACAUAUGAAUGAGUUGUUUGACACCUACUACACAAAAACACCUUUUACGUUUCAUAAAAGCAAUCUUAAAUUUAAGCCAGUAAAUGGUAAACUAUUUUUAAAUGAGUUGAUAUCGGACAACGCUGCUUUCCGAUUAGUAUCUGACUACGUUAAAGCUAUAAAGAAAACUAAAGAAUUGCCUUGGAUUAUAAACGGCACCAUAACAGUACACCAAAGCUUCUUUAUCGCAUUUGGCCAAGAAUUCUGCGACGACCAGUCAGAAGCAAUUUUCAUGAGAGAUCUUUUUGAAAAACGUCAGUUACCACCAAUUAUUAAAAUCCGCAAUAUUGUUAGCAAUUCCGAAUAUUUUGCUGAAAUCUUUAAGUGCGUAGAGGGAUCAUCUCUGUGGCUAGAUCCAUCUGUUAUAAGACAAUUUCCUCAUCCUCCUGUAGAUGAUUAUGAAGAAGGUGAAGAGGGCGAAGAUGACUAUAAUCCAUAAUAGAAUAAAAUAAAAUGUUGAAAUUU
Molecule: messenger RNA, 2316 nt
Organism: Diabrotica balteata
Lineage: Eukaryota; Metazoa; Arthropoda; Insecta; Coleoptera; Chrysomelidae
Source: the annotation of a GenBank genome assembly